This is a messenger RNA of Paraglomus occultum, 1937 nucleotides long. The record is from the annotation of a GenBank genome assembly. Lineage: Eukaryota; Fungi; Glomeromycota; Glomeromycetes; Paraglomerales; Paraglomeraceae.
ACGACAGAGGUUGGAAAAUUGAUUACACUCUCCCCAAAAAUCCAAUUGAUUUCAAAAAGCCGUUGGUUGUGCAUGAAGUGGCCGAGAAUGUGGCGAGGAAUAGAGCCACGGAAUCUUUUCGUAAGAAGGGAGAAGCAGGGUUGAUGUUUACAGAAGUGAUGAAAGGAUGGUUUUCGACAGAAGUUACAAAGCGUGAUGCUUUCGUUACAGCAAAAGGCCAAGCCAAAUCUUCUCAAUCACGAAUGUCAUUCCUCUUGACCAUAAUUGCCUACGACUAUUCAACGCAUGAUUUAAUCGACAGCACAAAAGCCGCAAUCGCCGGAACCCUCUCUUGUCGCGCACUUUCAUCAGAUCCACUGAUGGUGACUGAUGGAUCCUUCCGUCUCUGUGUCGGUGACGAAUCAACAGUAGACACGUCUCGGAUGGAAUAUAAGAUGAGCCUGCUAACUACGGACGGAAGAAAGUUCAAGUUUGAUGGUUAUAAGAAAAUUACAAACAGGAAUUUCUUAAAGUCCUGGGAGCAAUCGAGUACCUUGUACGUGAAAGUAUCAAGUUGGGAUGAAGAAGACGUUAUUGGGUUGGGUGUUUUGAAUAUCAAAGUCUCAGAUUUUCUAAAACAAUUGACGACUAUGAGGGCUACAGGAGAUAACAAAACCGAGAAACUGCGGGUCAUUAUUUCAUUCAUUACUUACUUUGGCGGAAAAGUUCUGGAACAUUACUUUCCCGUCCUUCUGCCGCUCGAAUACCCGGGUGAUCUUAUUACAGAAUAUAAUUUGGUGAAGCCCUACGACUUGCGGGUUAGAGAUGAAGAUCUUUACAUUGUUACAGCUAAAGACGGAGUUGAGAACCAGUUAAGGAGAUACAGGUUACGGGGAAGAGAACACUUGGCGCCUGUGUUGCUGGUUCACGGAGCAGCAAUGACACAUGAAAUGUGGUCAACAGAUCUCCUCUCACAUAAUGUUGUUGACUUUUUACUGGACAAAGGCUAUGAUGUCUGGCUAGUUGAUUAUAGGAUGUCGCCAAUAACAAAAGCCUCCCACAGCCAGUCUACUCUUGACGAGAUGGUCUAUGAUGUUGCCGCUGCGAUCGACAAAGUUAAGGAAGUCUGCAAAGUCGAGAAAAUCGGCGUUAUUUCUCAUUGUGUUGGAUCGAUGGUUGUCUUUAUGGGAUUGUUGAACGGGGAAAUUACAGGUGUCGGAUCUUUGAUUUCUUCUCAAGUGGGAAUGCACACCGUCCCAGGUCUAGUUAAUAGAAUCAAAGCCGCUAUUCGCCUAGUUGGCUUUUAUAAAAACAUCCUUCGGCAUAAUCUGUAUGAUGUCCGCACAACCCGUGGCACAGACUGGCUGAACGGCAUCCUAAACUUUAUUCUCCGGUUCUAUCCUGUCGGCAAAGGUCAAUGCUGUAGAAGUGCUCUAUGUCAUAGAGCAUCGUUAUGCUAUGGAUUAUUGUACAGACAUGAGAAUAUUAGCGAAGCGAUUCACAAUAAUCAAGAUGAAUUCUUUGGCAUAGUAAAUCUUACGGCCAUGGCCCAUUUGAUGAAGAUGUUGAAUGCUGGUGAACUUGUGGAUGCUAAAGGACGAAAAGUUUAUGUAACUGAAGAGAAUAUUCGAUCAAGGUUGAAUUUCCCGAUUGCUUUUAUUAGUGGAAGGCGGAACGUAGUACUUGACCCAUACUCUACAAAGAAAUCGUUAGACGUUCUUUGGGAGAUUAAUGGUCGGGAUAAUUAUGACAGAUACGUUGUUGACGGUUAUGGGCACCUUGAUGCUUGGUGGGCAAACACUGCGCACGAGAAGGUAUAUCCAUGGGUGUUUGAUCGAUUUGAACAUACAAAAGAGCAAUUUUAUUACAAAUAUCAAAAGGCCGCGGCAACGACAGCAACAGCAACGGCUUCUUCCUCUUCAAACCAUGUCAAGGCGACGAAACAACCAAUCGUAUGA